AUGCAUUAUUACAGAUAUUCUAAUGCUGAAGUCAGCUGCUGGUACAAGUAUCUCCUUUUCAGCUACAACAUUGUCUUCUGGUUAGCUGGAGUGGUUUUUCUUGCAGUUGGACUCUGGGCAUGGAGUGAGAAGGGGGUACUCUCAGACCUGACCAAAGUGACCCGUCUCCAUGGCGUGGAUCCUGUCGUGUUGGUGCUGAUUGUGGGAGUGGUGAUGUUCACGCUGGGCUUUGCUGGUUGUGUGGGAGCCCUGAGGGAAAACAUCUGCCUCCUGAAGUUCUUCUGUGGGGCUAUUGUGCUGAUAUUUUUCCUGGAGCUGGCAGUAGCGAUGUUGGCCUUCCUGUUCCAAGACUGGGUGAGAGACAGGUUCAGGGAGUUCUUCGAGAUCAAUAUCAAGUCUUACCGAGAUGACAUCGAUCUGCAGAACCUCAUUGACUCCCUGCAGAAAGCUAACCAGUGCUGUGGGGCUUAUGGCCCUGAAGACUGGGACCUUAAUGUUUACUUUAACUGCAGUGGAGAAAGUUAUAGCCGAGAGAAAUGUGGUGUCCCAUUUUCUUGCUGUGUACCAGAUCCUGCACAAAAAGUUGUGAACACACAGUGUGGAUAUGAUGUCAGGACUAUGACAAAGAACAAAUGGGACGAAUCGAUCUUUACGAAAGGCUGUAUCCCUGCCCUGGAGGGCUGGCUGCCUCGGAACAUUUACAUUGUGGCAGGGAUCUUCAUCGCCAUCUCCUUACUCCAGAUAUUUGGCAUCUUCCUGGCCAGGACCCUGAUUUCGGACAUUGAGGCCGUGAAGGCUGGCCAUCACUUCUGAAGAUAAAAGCCCAACUCCAGCUGUGAAAGUGAAUCCAUUUCUUUGUCAUUAACUGCAUCAGGAUGGAAAGAAAUUUGACAAGCUGGCCUCAGAGUUCUGGGCUACUGCCUCUCCACCACCCCGCUCCAAAGCAAGCCUUCCUUCGGACAUCAGUUGGAUAUGAAUUCUGUUUCUGCUUCAUGCUGGUACAGAAGGAAGAAGCCAAGCUCACAAGUCUUGGAGACCACCAGUGCUUCCUUUGUGUGGUGCUCAGGACCGGGUGGAGGGUGGGUGUUGUGACCUAGAAGCCGAGAACUGACCUGUAAGUGGCAAAGAGUGAUACGAAAUACCGGAGGAAGACUAAGGAACUUUGGCAAGCCCAAGUUGGGGCACAUUUAAGAGUCCACUCAGUGUCAAUGUUUGCAGAUAUCACUGUCUUAGAGCCUCGCUUUCUUGGCUCCCAGUUAUUAUAAUCUGAAUUUCUCCUUUGCUUCACCGGUGCUUACCUUGGUGGGUAGAGAAAACCUAGCAUUGGGAAGACAAAAAUACAUAGAGAUGUCUCUCUUCUGUCUCAAUGAUGCCCAUUGUGUAGAAGUUGAAUUGUUUCCUGUUUUUCUAAAGGGAAGCUGAGGAAAUGAGAGAGAGAGAGAGAGAGAG
Gracilinanus agilis (Agile Gracile Mouse Opossum) is the source of this 1449-nucleotide messenger RNA. It is a transcript of the gene TSPAN14, whose product is annotated as tetraspanin 14. Gene Ontology annotation, cellular component: membrane. Lineage: Eukaryota; Metazoa; Chordata; Mammalia; Didelphimorphia; Didelphidae. The transcript is spliced from 8 exons. The record is from RefSeq and is a predicted model, not a curated record. Bases 1 to 813 code for a protein of 270 amino acids. Gene Ontology annotation, biological process: regulation of vascular endothelial growth factor signaling pathway; protein localization to plasma membrane; protein maturation.